This is a messenger RNA of Megalops cyprinoides (Indo-Pacific tarpon), 4918 nucleotides long. RefSeq names its product PH and SEC7 domain-containing protein 1-like. The transcript is spliced from 16 exons. The record is from RefSeq and is a predicted model, not a curated record. NCBI's taxonomy places the organism in Eukaryota, Metazoa, Chordata, Actinopteri, Elopiformes, Megalopidae. The coding region runs from base 972 to 3617 and encodes 881 amino acids. Gene Ontology annotation, biological process: regulation of ARF protein signal transduction. Gene Ontology annotation, molecular function: guanyl-nucleotide exchange factor activity; phospholipid binding; protein binding.
UUACGUUUUCGUUGUAUUCCUCAUCUUCUCUCUACGCUGUCAGCUCCACGGAGUUUACGCCAAUAUAAACUUGCUUGUCGUUUCUGACUUGGCGUGAGCAACAUGUCACACAUAUAAACUGUAAGUUACUGUGAGUGGAGCUAUUUUUGCGGUGGGGAGAGCACUGGGCAUGCUCACCGGCCGGGAGCUGAGGGGUGCAAAGCGAGCGGAGACGAGAAUGUGAAUGAGCGGAGUUCUCUGCGGAGAGGAAAACACGCGUGUCCUACCUGCACCGGGCCCCCCCUUUUCACGAAAACCGGGGACGGGAUACAUACAGAGGAGCUGUCCGUUUCAGAACCACUUCACCCAGCGCUGGAAAUACAAGACGCGAUAGCCCCGACCGCCAGACGGGUCUUCUUCUCGACGUCUGCGCUCAGCGGGGCGACCGCUAGUCCGCAAGCGGACUGCAGGGGAAAUGCUUGCGGGAGGCUCUGCGGUACAUACCGGGACUCCCUAACCUCCCGCAGUCAGGACACGCGGUCGCAGGCGCAAUCCGCCGCGGCAUCCGAGGAGGAUUUUGCUCCAUUUCGCGGAGUGAUGAAGACGAGCUGGCUUUUCGGGUGGAAGAGGACCCCUGGGCCUGUCCGGCUGACACACCCCGCCCCCUGCCGCAUCCACGGCACCCACAGUUCAGCAGGAUAAGAAGAGAGAAGGACACCAUCUGAGGAAAAGUAAAAAAAAAAACAAAAAAAGAAGCUGGGAGGAAACAAACGGAGGAAGGGGAAGAGGAGAGGAAGAGGGUAACCCCUUCCUGCCAUGCGGUGAGGUCAUGGCCCAGCCGGGCAAAGUCCUCCACCUGGUGGUGGAAGUGAGGUCAGCCCCGGAGGGGGAGGGGGCUGUGGCCGGGGCUGUGGGGGCGCCUGACCCGGCAGUGGUGCAGGGAGAUGAGGUCCAGAUGCUCUCAUUAACCCCGCGCGCCUCCUCCGCACAGGAUGCCAACACGCUCUCAGACACGAGGAGCAGCGGUGGAGACUCCCAGUCUCUGCCUGGAGAUCCCGCCAGCCCCCAGCUCCGCCCGGCAGGCUGCCAGGGGGGCAAGACCCCUGCCCCCCACCGGUGGAGCUUGCCAAACGACAGGAUCGGCCGGCUGCUUUCAGAGGCAUCGCUUCCUGGGAUGCGGGCGGGGCCCGCCUCUGAAUGCCUCUACAGCUCCUCCUAGUGGCACCUCCAGCGAGUCUCCAACCCCAACGCCCCCCACCUCCCUGCCACUAGAGCCUGCGUCUCACGGCGAGGGUCAAAGGUCAGGCAGCCACGAGGUGCAGCAUGUGGAGGUGGAGCUCGUGACUCCUCCCCCCGCGGCGGAGGGGGCGUCACCCAAGACCGGCAUCAUCCGCCGCACCGUCAAGUACUCGGAGACCGACCUGGACGCGGUGCCGCUGCGCUGUUACCGGGAGACGGACAUCGACGAGGUGCUGGCGGACCAGGACGAGGCUGACUCCGCCUUUGGCAGUAACCGCAGCGUGCUGGGCACCCCGGGCACCUCAGGCACCGGUAGCAGCCCCCUGGGGGGGGCGCCGUACGAGCGCACAGACGGGGAGGAGGAGGAGGAGGGAGAGGGGGGGCCGGAUUGGGCCAGUGAGAGGGGGCAGCGGGACAGGAAGAGGCAGCGUGCUGCCCAGGAAGCCGAGGACUUUAACCUGCAACUGAAGAGGCCUUCAGAUGGGGUCCUCCAUUGCUACCCGGCCCUCAAGUCCCCCAUCCUGGUGUCGGGUCCCAGGCUGCUCUCCGAGGACACCUUCAGCCGGCACUUUGAGAGCAUCAUGGAGUCCCACCGCGCCAAGGGCACAUCCUACUGCAGCCUGGACAGCGUGGACCUGCUGACCUCCAGCGGCCAGUCCAUCCUCACCUUCGACCUGCCCACCCUCACCCCAGAGAUCCAGGGCCAGACUUACCAGAGCGCCCGGGAGAUCGUGGGACUCAGCUUCGCCCCGUUGGCCCGGAGGGACACCCCCAGCGCCUCGGUAGACACUCUUGCUGCGCUGGACUCCGACGCCACCCGCGCCCCGUCCAGCGAGAGGCUGAGCACCUGCUCGGAGGACACGCCCUCUUGGGGCUGGUACAGCACCCUCUCUCCCAGGGAGAGGCCUCCGCGGGCGGCCGUAGACUCUGACCUGGACCGCGAGCUGAGUGAGCUCUUGGGCCUGGGCAGCACCGACACCCUGACCAACGGCAGCAAGGCUGACCUGGAGGCUGCCAAGCGGCUGGCCAAGAGGCUCUUCACCCGUGACGGCUUCAGGAAGUCCGACGUGGCCAAGCAGCUCAGCAGGAAUAAUGACUUCAGCCGCAUGGUCGCGGAGGAGUACCUGCGCUUCUUCAACUUCACAGGCCUGCCACUGGACCGGGCCUUACGGGCCUUCCUGAGGGAGUUCGCCCUCAUGGGAGAAACGCAGGAACGAGAACGAGUGCUAUCCCACUUCUCCAGGAGGUACCUCCAAUGCAAUCCCAGCUCUACCCUGUCUGAAGACAGCGUUCACACCCUGACCUGCGCCCUGAUGCUGCUCAACACUGAUCUGCAUGGUCAUAACAUUGGCAAGAGGAUGUCCUGCCUGCAGUUCAUGGGGAAUCUGGAAGGGCUGAACGAUGGGCAGGACUUCCCCAAGGAGCUUCUCAAGGCCCUCUACAACUCCAUCAAGAACGAGAAGCUACAGUGGACCCUCGACGAGGAGGAGCUGCGCAAGUCCUUCUCGGAGCUGGCCGACGGCCGCGCCGAUGCUGAAGCCCACGACAUGAAGCAGAUCGGCAGCGGGGGGGCGCACAUAAAAGGCGGGACCGGCACCCUGGUCUACAAGGCCGGCUUCCUGGUGCGCAAAGUCCACGCCGACUCUGAUGGGAAAAGAACACCGCGGGGGAAGAGAGGGUGGAAGACCUUCUACGCUGUAUUGAAAGGACUAAUCCUUUACCUGCAGAAGGGAGAGUUCAGGCCGGAGAAGCAGCUCUCCGACGAGGACCUGAAGAACGCCGUGUCCAUCCACCACUCCCUGGCCAUGCGGGCGGCCGACUACAGCAAGAGGCCCAACGUCUUCUACCUGCGCACUGCUGACUGGAGGGUGUACCUCUUCCAGGCGCCGAAUGCAGAGCAGAUGCAGUCCUGGAUCACCCGUAUCAACACGGUGGCAGCCAUGUUCUCGGCCCCGCCUUUCCCCGCGGCUAUCGGCUCCCAGAAAAAGUUCAGCCGGCCGCUGCUGCCCGGCACGACCUCCAAACUCUCCCAGGAGGAGCAGGUCCAAGCCCACGAGGCACGAUUCCGCGCCACCUCCUCAGAACUGGCCGAGCUGCGAUCCUAUCCACCGGACCGCAAGGUCAAAGGACGCGAGCUGGAGGAGUACCGCCAGCGAGAUGAGUACCUGGAGUUUGAGAAAACACGCUAUGGGACGUACGCCAUGCUGCUUCGUGCUAAGAUCCGCUGUGGGGAGGAGGACCUGUCGGUGCUGGAGUCUGAGAUCCUGGAGGACAGCGGGCUGCAGCGCGCCCACUCCAGCCCCACGCUGGCGCAGGAGAGCAGCCAGGCCAGCAGCACCAAGGGCGGCCGGCGCAGCGAGGGCCAGAGGCACAGCUACCGGCAGGCCGUCAAGAAGUGAGGAGGGGCGGGGCCCGGGGCGGGGCCUGGGCCGGCGGGCGGAUGGGGCACCGGGGCACUGCCCACGUUUUGUUUGAGACCCGAGAGGCGGGAUGAGGGGGGGGCGGCUAGGGUAUUCGCACAGAGGCCCCUCCUGGGUCCUGAGCCUCCUCGGCCAACAGAAGAGACAGAGGUCAUAUGACUGGUCGUCGGUCGCCGGCGCGGGUGUGGGUGGCGACGUUGAAGAGGGGCCGGAGGUCUUUGGGAGGAAACGUUUCCGGGAGUAAGCACACACUGGCAGGAGUCUCUCUAAAGAGCAGGAUGACCGACACACUCACACACACACACACAUCCAGCUUCUCUUUUCUCUUUCAGGUCCAUCUUAUAGACAGCCCCUACCCCUCUCCCUCUGCCAGACCUCACGCACUCGCGUCUGGGUAUAUUCUUUUUAGGACCAAACCAUUCUCUUUUUUUUUGGUAUUCAAUUUUUAAACCGCUUGUCUGAUUGUUUGUGAGUGAAAAAAAGUGAACCGAUCACUGUCUCAGUGUAAGUACUCGGACAUUGUGGGCUGUUUGAUUUGUCUCUGUAGGCCUCCUCGUCCACGUGCAGUUGUAUUUUGGCUGCCACAGUGGGCUCUGUUUUUUGGCAUGUCCGGAGGGUGUUGGGGGUGUUCCCCACGGCUGGACUGGAGCACCCUACCUCCCUCCAUGUCGGACCAUCCUGGCUGAUGGAGGCACCGCCUCCCCACUACUUGUGGGCAACACCCCAUGUUGGUUAUAGCAGCAGAAGGGGGUUUGGGUCAGAGGUGGGGGUCAAGUUUAUUGCCGGACAAGGGGACCACUUCCCUUCGCUCGGAGUCCUGUAAGCUUCGCCGCAGACCCACAAUGCAUUUCUGACGGAACUGAGCCCAUAAGUGGAGAACUGGAGAGAGAGGCCUUUUUUGGACCAGAGUGUUAAGCAAUGGGACCCGAUGGUUUGGCGCCGGACGGGCAGGUCCGGCAUAUGCAGGCCAUCACUUCUCUGCCUUCUCUCUCUCUCUCUCGUUCUUUCCCCCUCCUUAUUUCUCCCUCUCCUUCUUUCCAAGCGCCGUGCUCUCUGCUUUGUGCUUGCAAGAGAGCGCGGUGUCACAUGACACGAACACAGACAACUAUUGGCCCACGGCUGCCUACAAACCUGCUUUCUUGUCUACUUUGCAGUGAGAGAGCUCUUUUUAAACUUUGAUCCUUCUCAUUAAGAUUUUUUAAGCAGAUUGCUUGAGCUGUGUUCUGCUGCGGAAUUAUACACUUCCAUUAGUGCUGGCUAUAUAUUCUUGGCUGGAUAGC